AUGCACCUCGGCGCCUGGUUAGGUCCGCUGUGCCGGGGUCUGCGCAGGCCCGUCGGACGGACCCCCCAGCUCGUCCGCGGGGCUCUGUCCAGAAGGCUGGUGCUGAGCUCCCGCAGGAGAAUUCCAGAAUUCAAUAGCUUUGUUUCCCGGACCAACACUUGUGGAGAGUUGCGUUCUUCUCACUUAGGUCAAGAAGUCACCUUAUGUGGAUGGAUUCAGUACCGAAGGCAGAACAUCUUCCUAGUCCUCAGAGAUUUCCACGGUCUGGUUCAAGUUAUCAUCCCUCAAGAUGAGUCAUCUGCCUCUGUGAAGAAGAUUUUAUGUGAAGCCCCUUUGGAAUCCGUGGUGAAAGUGUCUGGGACUGUCAUUUCUCGACCUCCAGGACAAGAGAAUCCAACAAUGCCAACUGGUGAGAUUGAAAUAAAAGUUAAAACAGCCGAACUUCUGAAUGCCUGCAAGAAGCUGCCCUUUGAAAUGAAAGACUUUGUGAAGAAAACAGAGGCUCUUCGCUUGCAGUAUCGGUACUUGGAUUUGCGCAGCUCCCAAAUGCAGUACAAUCUGAGAUUGAGGUCUGAGGUGGUUAUGAAAAUGCGGGAGUAUCUCUGUAAUCUGCAUGGGUUUGUAGAUAUAGAAACCCCAACAUUGUUUAAGAGGACCCCAGGGGGUGCCAAGGAGUUUUUAGUACCAUCCAGGGAGCCUGGAAAGUUUUAUUCUCUCCCUCAGAGUCCUCAACAAUUUAAGCAGCUUCUGAUGGUUGGUGGUUUAGACAGAUAUUUUCAAGUUGCUCGAUGUUACCGAGAUGAAGGCUCAAAACCAGACAGACAGCCUGAAUUUACUCAGAUUGACAUAGAGAUGUCUUUUGUAGACCAGAUGGGGGUCCAGAGUUUGAUUGAGGGUUUGCUCCACUAUUCCUGGCCCAGUGAUAAAGAUCCUGUAGUGACUCCUUUUCCUUCUAUGACUUUUGCUGAGGCAUUAAGCAGCUAUGGAACUGAUAAACCAGACACUCGCUUUGGGAUGAAGAUUGUAGAUGUCAGCAAUGUGUUCAGAAAGACAGAGAUAAGAUUUCUUCAAGAUGCACUUAGCAAGCCCCAGGGAACGGCCAAAGCCAUCUGUGUCCCUGAAGGAGUCAAACACAUAAAAAGGAAAGACAUUGAAUCCAUUAAACAGUUUGCAGCUGACCAAUUUAAUCAGGAAGUCUUACCUAUAUUCCUAAAAGCCAGUAGAAACUGGAAUUCACCAGUUGCUAAACUCGUAACAGAGGAUCAGAGAUUGGAAUUAAUCAGACUAAUGGAGAUUCAAGAGGAAGAUGUAGUCUUACUAACUGCUGGGGAGCAUAAGAAAACGUGUUCUUUGUUGGGAAAAUUACGACUGCAGUGUGCUGACCUUCUGGAAACGAAAGGCAUGGUACUCCGUGACCCAGCACAGUUCUCGUUCCUGUGGGUGGUGGACUUCCCACUCUUCCUUCCGAAGGAGGAAAGUCCCACAGAGCUGGAGUCAGCUCACCACCCAUUCACUGCUCCCCACCCCAGUGACCUUCACCUCCUCUACACUGAGCCUGAAAAGGUUCGUAGCCAACACUACGACUUGGUAUUAAAUGGCAGUGAGAUAGGAGGUGGUUCUAUCCGAAUUCACGAUGCACAACUGCAGCAGUACAUCCUGGCAACAUUAUUAAAGGAAGAUGUGAAAUUGCUCUCGCAUCUGCUGCAGGCUUUAGAUCACGGGGCACCCCCUCAUGGAGGAAUUGCCUUAGGGUUAGAUAGGCUGAUGUGCCUCAUCACUGGAGCUCCAAGCAUCAGAGAUGUCAUAGCCUUCCCCAAAUCCUUCCGGGGACAUGACCUCAUGAGCAGUGCCCCAGAUUCUGUCCCAGUGGAAGAACUAAGGCCUUAUCAUAUCCAGGUAUCCUGGCCAACAGAGGCAGAAGCACAAAAGGAUUCACUGAAUCAGCCUCACCAACAAGAAAGUUGAAUUUUAGCUUUUGCGCUACAGGGCGUACAUAACGUCUUUGGGUGGAAAUAAUCCAAGUGUUCUUCACAGUAAGGAAACAGGCGUGGCAGCCCACACUUAAUCCCAGCAGCCAGGCUUUGGCAGCAGAAUCAUGAGUUCAAGG
Messenger RNA from Dipodomys ordii (Ord's kangaroo rat), 2107 nucleotides. RefSeq names its product aspartyl-tRNA synthetase 2, mitochondrial (gene Dars2). The record is from RefSeq and is a predicted model, not a curated record. The transcript is spliced from 17 exons. Lineage: Eukaryota; Metazoa; Chordata; Mammalia; Rodentia; Heteromyidae. Gene Ontology annotation, molecular function: aspartate-tRNA ligase activity; ATP binding; nucleic acid binding. Gene Ontology annotation, cellular component: cytoplasm; mitochondrion. Gene Ontology annotation, biological process: aspartyl-tRNA aminoacylation. The coding region runs from base 1 to 1965 and encodes 654 amino acids.